AUGGCACCCGAAGUUUGCGCCUAUGAUGCAAAGUCACCCCCAAAGAUGUCAAGAAGAGGCAAGCUCAAAGGCAAAGCGAAGCGGGCGCAAAAGCCACAGAAAAGCCUCGUUUGCGUCCUAGGAGGAUUCCCCGGACGCCUCCUUGAGUCUCUAUCGGCGAGUCGGUUGCUGGUCGGAGGGUACCACACCAACGGAUUUUCGACGCCAACGCCAAAAGAAGCCAAAAUCACGUCGAAAUCUCCUCAAGGCUCGCCCCCCGUGGUCCCCGCCCCGGCGGUAUUAGACUUCGGCCGGGCCGGGUCUACGCGUCCACAAACCAACAUCUACCUCGGUUUGCUGAUGGCUGCUUCCAUCCACGCGGCGCAAGCAAUACGUAUCCGUGGACUCACAGACUCGAGGAAUCUAGAGAAUGAGGGUGUGGUGUCGCUCGCAAGCGUCCGGGCUUAUCCCAACGCCGCUUUGCCUCUUGCUUUUUUCUCUCUGGCGUUUGUCCUAAUCACCACUGCCGACAUGUUCCCACCCCAAACCAUGCCGGCACGGUUACCCGCAAGCGCACCAACGCACACCAACGCAUGCAAUAACUUAUGCCGCCUCUCAUGGCGUAGCACUACCAAGUACGGCUUUACGCCUCUCCAUGGCUUAUCCCCGUACUCCAAGGAUGGUCAACUGCUAAAUUCACUGCGGAGUAUCAUCUCCCGGGAACGCUCCACGUUCUUCUCCUCAUCUCUCUCCACGAAAGAGAAGAAUAAUGAAAUCUUUGUUGUUCAGGCUCCUCCAUGUUCUACACCCGUUCUUGUGCCGAGCCUAAGAACAGUGCUGGAUUUCCAAGGAUCCACUGAUCAGCUCGUGUGA
This is a messenger RNA of Colletotrichum lupini, 852 nucleotides long. RefSeq lists its product as uncharacterized. Lineage: Eukaryota; Fungi; Ascomycota; Sordariomycetes; Glomerellales; Glomerellaceae. The coding region runs from base 1 to 852 and encodes 283 amino acids. The record is from RefSeq and is a predicted model, not a curated record. The transcript is spliced from 5 exons.